AUGGCAAUUAGCACAGAAUAUAAUCAACGACGUUGCUCAGAAUUUAAUAAUAAAGUUCUUUGUACAUAUAUCUGGUACUUGCAAGAAUCAAAUGGUCAGGGCAAAUUAGUUAGUAAAUCAACUCAUGCAAGACAUUUAUUAAAGCAACAAAAUACUUGGCCUAAUUCACAAAUUCCAGUUCAAGAGAGACAUCUAGUUACUCCUAUUUUUCAAAAUUCUUCAACGAUUGUAUUAACAUUAUCCGCUGUACCAGUAGUAAUAUUAUGUACUAAUCAAGGUGAAACAAAUCAAAAUUGUAUUAAUAUAGAAUUGAAUAACUUAUUUAGCCAUAAUUAUGAAAUAUUAAAUAGUGAAAAGGAAUAUGCAGUGUGUAAUAUAGAUAAUAAUGAGUAUAAUGAUGAAUAUGACGAGAAAUAUAAUAGUGAAUAUAAUGAGAAAGAUGAUGGGGAAUAUAAUGAUAAAUAUAACAAUAAAUACAAUGAAAAUAGUAAGGAAGAAAAUGAGGAGUAUAAUGAGAAAUAUGAUAAUAAUGGAUAUGAUGAUGAGGAAUAUAAUGAAGAAUAUAAUGAGGAGUGCAGUAAUGAAUGCAGUGAAGAAUUUGAUAUUGAAGGUAUUCAAUAUAUUGAUGGUGUAACUGAAGAAACUUUUAUUCUUCAUACUCAUAUUCUAAGUUGGUCAGGUGAUAUUCUAGCACUUAUCAAAGUUAUGUGUACAACUGGACAUAACUCUUAUAAAGCUUGUCGAUUUUGUUCUAUUUGUGGUAUAUGUUGUAAAGAAAACCGGCAUAUUUAUUUUCUACUUAAGCCUCCAAAUGGUGUAUUAGGAUGUCUGUAUAAACCUAAAAAUCUUCCAUUAUGA
Molecule: messenger RNA, 858 nt
Organism: Racocetra persica
Lineage: Eukaryota; Fungi; Glomeromycota; Glomeromycetes; Diversisporales; Gigasporaceae
Source: the annotation of a GenBank genome assembly